Molecule: messenger RNA, 979 nt
Organism: Ixodes scapularis (black-legged tick)
Lineage: Eukaryota; Metazoa; Arthropoda; Arachnida; Ixodida; Ixodidae
Gene: CRIF
Product: growth arrest and DNA damage-inducible proteins-interacting protein 1
Exons: 1
Coding region: 134-922 (262 amino acids)
Cellular component (GO): nucleus
Source: RefSeq, a predicted model, not a curated record
CGAGUUAAUUUCAAAAUGGCUGCGUCCGCGGGAUGCGUGCUCCGUUUUUAGAGGCGGAUACAGACCCCAAGUUUUUAUACGUUUUUUCGACCUCAUACACCGCAAUAUUUCUUCCAAAUUCACCGACAGCAACAUGUUCGUCACGGCCAGGGCCAAAGUUCUCGUUCCGAGGUACUCGUGCCGUCUCUGCAGCAACGUUUUCGCCGAACCCGCGGCCCCUACCUCUGUCGCCGCGGUUAACGAAGGCACCAGCGGCGUGGAAAGCAAGCGCGACGUACGGGACGUCUCAAGACUGAACCGACGCGCUUACAUGAGAGGCGUCAAAGGGCAGUACACCGCGCCCGAAAACGAGUUCGAAUACUACACCGGCAACAUGCGACGAGACUACGCAAGGUACGGUCGGAGCACGGGCCUGAACCCAGGCAUUCUAUGGCCCUCGAAAGAGCAGCUCCGCGAAACCGCGUACUACGAGGCCAAGUUUUACCCGUCGAUCCGCGAGCUGCUCGACAACGAGAAGGCCAAGAGGGACGCCGAAGCCGAGGAGGCGCGGAAGCGCGAACAAGAGGUGGAGCGCAACAUCGCCAAGGUGAAGGAGUGGAGGUUCGCGAUGCUCGAGCGAGAAGCCAAGAAGAAAGCGGCCGCCGAAGAACAGCGCAUUCAGCGGGAAGAGCUCAUCAGGGAGGUGCGCGAGUACAUCGGCUACAACGUGGAGCCGUCGGACCCCAAGUUCCAGGAGGUAAUGGAGAUGAAGGAGGAAGAGCGGAAGCAGGCGGCCAAAGAAGCGCGCAAGAAGGCCAAGCAGGAAAGGAUGCUGGCCAAGUUGAUGGCAGUGGGAGCGGUAGAUCAGAAGGCCGAUGCCGAGAAGGCUGCCGAGGACAGCAAGCCCAAAGGAGCCAAGAAAGUGUCGGAAGCGUCUUCGUAGAAUGGGCGAGCAUUUCCCUCGAUUGGUGUAGCUUUCAAAUAAAGGUGUAUAUAGGCU